AUGAUGGAUAGCAGGAUCCUAGAGCACCACCAUGCUCAGUUUGGAGGCACCUUGGCCAGUAUGGUAGGAUUCCACUACCCCCUUACUCAUCAUCAUGUGUAUGAGCUCGCAGGGCACCAGCUGCAGUCUGCCAGCGUCCCCUUCACCAUAGACGGAUUACUGAGCGGCUCCUGCACGGCGUCUGUGGUCAACCCGUCCCCUCUGAUGCCUUCGGCUUGUAACGUGAACGGGGAGAGCCAGUCGUUCAAACUGUCAGACUCGUCGGAUCCCGAAAAGGACACCCCUGGUUGUAAACGGAGGAGGACGCGGACCAAUUUCACCGGCUGGCAGUUGGAGGAAUUGGAAAAAGCCUUCAACGAGAGCCAUUAUCCAGAUGUCUUCAUGAGAGAGGCGCUGGCAUUGAGACUGGACCUGGUGGAGUCUCGGGUUCAGGUCUGGUUCCAAAAUCGCAGAGCUAAAUGGCGGAAAAAGGAAAACACCAAGAAGGGACCCGGACGACCGGCUCACAACUCGCACCCCACCACCUGCAGCGGAGAGCCCAUGGACCCCGAGGAGAUUGCCCGGAGAGAGAUGGAAAAGAUGGAGAAAAAGAAACGAAAGCAAGAGAAGAAACUCCUGAAAUCCCAAAACAAGCUGCUUCACUCGGAGGGAGACUGCAGCAUUGCCUCGUCCGGCUCCGAGUCGGAUAGCAGCGUGGUCCACUUGCAGCCGGCCAAAGAACAGGUUUCCAUCCGUGCCGAGCCGAGCCAGCACUCCCCAAAUGGCAGCAGGGACCAAACCGAAGCGAACUGUGAGCAAACGGGACAAAAGCUCUCCCACCACCAAAGAACCCCGUCCCAGAAUAACCCCAGCAGAUCGUCGGAUCUGGACUGCAAUCGGGAUAAACCUCAAAGUUACCUGUGCACAAACGGUCGCUCUUCUAACCUGACAAAGUGCGAUCAAAAAAACAACCCUUUCAGUGUGGAAAGCCUUCUUUCUGACACGAUGCCGCGGCGCAAGGCUCACUAUGACUUCCCAGCCUUGUCAAACCCCAGAGCAGUCAUUGGGAAAGGACAUUUCCUUCUGUACCCCAUUACCCAGCCUUUGGGUUUCAUCGUACCCCAAACCAGCAUCCGGACACCCCCCGUCCAACCUCCAUCUCCCUCUGGGCCAGACACAACAGCUGCAGAAACAGACCAGGUACAUUCCACUUAUCCCGGGACAAAUUCAAACUCCACACAAACCAACUGUCCCGGCUCGGAUUCGAGCUCAGCACAGACCAGCUAUCCCGGGUCAACUCCAAACGCCACACAAGCCAGCUAUCUCGAUACGAAUUCCAGCCAGCUUGAGUCAAGUAAAGCUCUGGCCUCAGAGAGUCCAGAUGAACUAACCCAACAGAACCCGGACUCUCCAGAACCAGUAAAAACAAACUGCCCUGGAGAACACAUGACAGAGUGCGAGGACGUGGAUAUGGACUAG
Molecule: messenger RNA, 1458 nt
Organism: Carcharodon carcharias (great white shark)
Lineage: Eukaryota; Metazoa; Chordata; Chondrichthyes; Lamniformes; Lamnidae
Gene: uncx
Product: UNC homeobox
Exons: 3
Coding region: 1-1458 (485 amino acids)
Biological process (GO): regulation of DNA-templated transcription
Molecular function (GO): sequence-specific double-stranded DNA binding; DNA-binding transcription factor activity, RNA polymerase II-specific
Source: RefSeq, a predicted model, not a curated record